This is a messenger RNA of Panicum hallii, 2827 nucleotides long. RefSeq names its product phospholipase D beta 1. Gene Ontology annotation, biological process: phospholipid catabolic process; phosphatidylcholine metabolic process. Gene Ontology annotation, molecular function: D-type glycerophospholipase activity; calcium ion binding. The transcript has 10 exons. The record is from RefSeq and is a predicted model, not a curated record. Bases 175 to 2655 code for a protein of 826 amino acids. Lineage: Eukaryota; Viridiplantae; Streptophyta; Magnoliopsida; Poales; Poaceae. Gene Ontology annotation, cellular component: plasma membrane.
CAGGUCCAGCAGCGCCAACGCGACGACGAAGAACAGGGAGAAGAGAAGGAAGAGAGGAGGCAUGCACGCUCGCGCGCGACGGUAACGAGAUCACCACACGGCAGGAAGGGAAGGGAAGGGAACCAUUGGAUCAGGGCGACCGUGGAUCUGAGCAGCUAGAGACGAGACGAGGCGAUGCCUCAGGACGACGACGAGAGCAUCGCAUGGGUGGUGGCGGACGGCACCGGCGACGCGCCGCCGGUGCUGCUCCACGGCAGCCUGGACAUCUGGAUCCACGACGCGCACAACCUCCCCAACAAGGACAUCCUCUCCAAGACCGUGCGCGACCUCAUCUGCAAGUCCAAGUCCUCCGAGGCCAUGACCAGCGACCCCUACGUGACCGUGCAGGUGGCCUCCGCCGUGGUGGCCCGCACCUUCGUCAUCCCCGACGACGAGAACCCCGUCUGGGAGCAGCACUUCGUCGUCAACGUCGCGCACGAGGCCGCGGCCGUCAACUUCGUCGUCAAGGACAGCGACGUCGUCGGCGCCGAGCUCAUCGGCGUCGUCUCCAUCCGCGCCGACUGCCUCAAGACCGGGGACAGGGUCGAGGGCACGUACCCGGUCCUCGACCGCAACGGCAAGGAGUGCGCGCCCGGCGCCGUGCUGCGCCUGUCGGUGCAGUACCUCCCCGUCGCCAGGCUCACCAUGUACCACCACGGCGUCACCCCGGGACCGGACUUCGCCGGCGUGCCCAGGACCUACUUCCCGCUGCGCCGUGGCGGGAGGGUCACGCUGUACCAGGACGCGCACGUGCCCGACGGGACCCUGCCGGAGAUCAGGCUGGGGAACGGCGCCUGCUACCGCCAGGGGCAGUGCUGGCGCGACGUCUACGACGCGAUAUCCCACGCCAGGAGGCUCAUCUACAUCACCGGCUGGUCCGUGUUCCACACCAUCCACCUGGUGCGCGACGGCACCGGCGGCAUGGCGCUCGGCGAUCUGCUCAGGAGGAAGUCGCAGGAGGGGGUGCGGGUCCUGCUGCUCGUCUGGGACGAUCCCACGUCCCGGAGCGUCCUUGGCAUCAAGAUGGAAGGCUACAUGGGCACACGGGAUGAAGAGACACGUAGAUUUUUCAAGCAUUCUUCAGUUCAGAUACUGCUUUGCCCACGAUCUGCUGGGAAAAGGCACAGCUGGGUGAAGCAACAGGAAACAGGGACUAUAUUCACUCAUCAUCAGAAAACGGUAAUCGUGGAUGCUGAUGCCGACAACCAUAGAAGGAAGAUAGUUGCUUUUGUCGGAGGCCUUGAUUUAUGCGGAGGGCGAUAUGAUACACCAAGACAUACUCUGUUUCGGACUCUUCAGACAUUUCACAAGGAGGACUAUUACAACCCAAACUUUGCGGUAGAAGAUGCCCGUGGCCCAAGAGAGCCAUGGCAUGACCUGCAUUCCAAGAUCGACGGUCCAGCAGCAUAUGAUGUCCUGAAAAACUUUGAGGAGCGGUGGUUAAAGGCAUCGAAGCGCAGUGGGUCUAAGAAAUUGACGAAAUCACGCAAUGAUACAUUGCUAUGGAUUGAAAAGAUACCUGAUAUUGCAACUAUUGACGAUGAAGUCUAUUCAAAUGACAAUGAUCCAGAGAGAUGGGAUGUUCAGAUUUUUCGAUCAAUUGAUUCGAACUCUGUCAAGGGUUUUCCAAAAGAUCCACGAGAAGCCACCAGUAAGAAUCUUGUUUGCGGGAAAAAUGUACUGAUUGAUAUGAGCGUGCAUACAGCUUAUGUGAAUGCAAUCCGAGGUGCUCAACGUUUCAUCUACAUUGAGAACCAGUAUUUUCUUGGUUCUUCAUUCAAUUGGGAUUCGAAUAAAGAUAUCGGUGCUAAUAAUUUGAUACCCAUUGAGAUAGCACUCAAAAUUGCAAACAAGAUUUAUGCUAACGAGAGGUUCUCAGCAUAUAUACUAAUCCCAAUGUGGCCUGAGGGUAACCCUACCGGUACUCCUACACAAAGAAUUCUUUACUGGCAGAACAAGACAAUGCAAAUGAUGUAUGAGAUAAUUUAUAAGGCGCUGAAGGAAGUAGGGCUAGAUGGUAAAUAUGAACCGCAGGAUUACCUGAACUUCUUCUGCCUUGGCAAUCGUGAAGCUGAGGACACUUCUUGCUCUUCCAGCGGAUCAUUCUCAGCCAGCAACCCACAGGACCAAGCUCGGAAGAACGGGAGAUUCAUGGUUUAUGUGCACUCGAAAGGAAUGAUUGUGGAUGAUGAGUAUGUGAUCAUCGGGUCGGCUAACAUCAACCAGAGGUCCAUGGAAGGAACUAGAGAUACAGAGAUUGCAAUGGGUGCAUACCAACCACAACACACAUGGGCAAAUACGCUUUCUGCCCCUCGUGGACAGAUUUUCGGGUACAGGAUGUCUCUAUGGGCGGAGCAUAUCGGAGCCAUUGAGGAGAGCUUCACCAGGCCGGAGAGCCUUGAGUGCAUAAGGCAGGUGCGGCACAUUGGGCAGAAAAACUGGGAUCAGUUUUUCUCCAGCCAUGCGACUAAGAUGAAGGGCCAUCUGCUCAAGUACCCCGUUAGUGUUGAUCCCGACGGCAAGGUGAACCCUCUGCCCGAGUGUGCCACGUUCCCAGACCUCGGUGGGAACAUCUGCGGCUCGUUCAUGAAUAUCCAAGAAAACCUUACAAUAUGAGCAGAAACUUAUAUGGGGAAGUCAUUACAGGUGCUGUUGUGCCAUUCCUUGUCAUGAGAAAAGAAAAUUCCAUGUUUCCUUUUUGAUUGAUUCAAGUGGUCACCUAGUUUCUGUACAAAGGUUAUUAUUAACAGAGAUUAAUGUUUUAAUACACGUAACCAACAGCAAUGUC